UUCCCAGUUCGGAAUUUCAUUUAAUCAUCGGCGCAUCACCGAGGUCGGGCUUACGUCCCUUGAACAAAACUGUAUCUAGCAUCAUGACUUCUGAGCCGCCAUCACAGGAGCGACGCGAUUCUUCAACCGAACGUCCACCAGCCACGCCAAACGAAAUACCUUCAAUGAAAACAGAAACGUCGAAUGUACCCAAUCAAAGUACACCAGCGUACAGUGUACCCGUAAGUGGGACUGAAUCACCGACUGAAAGACCACCUGUUACACCGAAUGAGCUUGACCUUCAGACCCCUUCAGCUCUGUCGGGGGCUCCAAUGACCUCGAUUACACCCUGUUUGUCAUGUGGACGUCCUUCCACAAAGCCCAAGUCGGGAACGCCACCAGCGCUGUUCCUGGCUAUGCCUACCUCAGUACCUUCUGGUAUGCCAACCUCAAAGUUAUCGGGAAUGCCGUCCUCGUUCUCGGACUUGCCUACCUCGUUAUUUCCCAAUUUACCGGCCUCAGUACUUCGGGACUUCUCCUCGUCUGUAUCGCCAGCCAGCACGGCGCCUGGAACUCCGCGAAAAGGCAGUCAAUCACCCCGUACACCAGACACACCAGGCUCCGUGACCCCUCCUCCAUCUAGGAGACCCUCAUACGUUGAAGUUGAAGGCGUUUUGGAGCCAUGGGCCUGCGAUGUGGACCAUGUCAUGUACGCCAUUAUGUACCGGCCAUACCCCGGAGACGUGUUCGUGGCAUCUUAUCCUUGCUGCGGCGGGAGGUGGAUCGCGUACCUGCUCUAUAUGCUCACCAACGACGGUGAGGAACCCUCCAGUCAAAACCAGUUGGUUCAGGAGAUACCGCUCCUUGAAUAUGUCGGCCGCAAGGCCGAGAAGACUGCACCACCUCGGAAGCUGAAGACUCACCUUCCCGCUUCAAGGAUGAGACUCAGUCCUGCGGCCAAGUAUGUCUACGCCAUUCGAAACUACAAGGACUGCUGUGUGUCCCUGUACGGGCACAUGGUAAGGCGGGCAUCCGAUUACCGCUUCAAUGAUGGAACGUUCGAGGACUACUUUGAGAGUUUCCUGGCAGGCACCGUUGAAGACAACGACUACUUCGACCACAUCAACAGCUGGUGGCGCCACCGAAAUGAAAGCAACUACUUCUUCCUGCACGUGGAGAACCUGAAACAAAAUUUCGAGAGGGUCAUCAUACAGCUUGCAGAGUUCCUGGAAGGUCCUGCGGCUCUGCUUGUUCAGGACCGGGUAAAGCUGGAUCGGCUUGUGUCCCGGGGAACGUUCAACUGUUUUAAGAAGGACCAGAGCUACGCGGUGUCGUACCUCCGAGACGUGGACUGCUUCCUCAACUGCUUGAAUUGCGUCGACGGCUAUUGGAGAAAGCAUCUGACGGAAGAACAGUCCAGACGUUUGGACGAGAAGUUCUCGGAGCGCACCAAGGGAACGACACUGGAGCUGCUCUUCUUGGCGAGAGUAUCCAAAACAUAAAGCUCUGGGAAUUGGCAACAAUACA
Ornithodoros turicata is the source of this 1506-nucleotide messenger RNA. Its product is annotated as sulfotransferase 1B1-like. Gene Ontology annotation, biological process: sulfation. The transcript is spliced from 2 exons. Bases 84 to 1481 code for a protein of 465 amino acids. Gene Ontology annotation, cellular component: cytoplasm. The record is from RefSeq and is a predicted model, not a curated record. Gene Ontology annotation, molecular function: sulfotransferase activity. Lineage: Eukaryota; Metazoa; Arthropoda; Arachnida; Ixodida; Argasidae.